Molecule: messenger RNA, 1833 nt
Organism: Tachysurus vachellii
Lineage: Eukaryota; Metazoa; Chordata; Actinopteri; Siluriformes; Bagridae
Exons: 2
Coding region: 64-768 (234 amino acids)
Molecular function (GO): metal ion binding
Source: RefSeq, a predicted model, not a curated record
ACAGGAAGUUGACGGAUAAAGAGAUCUGUGCUGUAAACACAAUAAUUGUGAACAUAAUCAGUGAUGAACUCACUGGUGGGAUACAGAGUGUCAUCUGACUCAGAGGAUGAAGAGGGGACACAGAGCAGAGCAGCACAGAAUGAGGAAAAUGAGUCCAAACAGAAGAAAUCAUACAACUUCCUGGUGGAAUCUGGAUCAGCUUCCAGUGAGUCUGAGCCAGAUGAAGAGCAGGAAGAUGAACAUGACCCAGUGAAUGAUCUCUCAUCUCCUGAACACCCAGUUCCUCCCUCAGUCAGUUCUGCUUCUAAUAAACUGCCUUCUCCUGCUUUGGGACGGUUUUGUGUUCCAGUUGGCAGCAGCGUGUUUGCGAACCCUUUUAAAGAACGAGCAGAACAGAAACUCAACGUGCUCCAGAAACACGUCCCGCUCACGUCCCACGCCCAGCCCUCACACAUCGGCGGGAAGAGGGUGUGUGUGGCCUACAGGAAAAAUGGCCGCUGCCGUUUCGGAAUCCGUUGCAAAUUUGCUCAUGACAGUGACCUGCAGCAAAACAUAGCAGAACCUACUGACACGGACUUAAACAACACUGCGACACACACUCCAGCCUGCAGGGAAUCGGCUGUUGAGAGUAAACAAGCAGACGAGGAGGACAAUCAGAGCAGGAAGAAGAAGCACCGCGUGGGAGUGAGCGAUAGUUUAAUCCCUCCCAAACGGGCGCUGAAGCAGUACGCCAUGCAGAGGGAAAACGGCUCACAUUCACAUACAUGAAUCCAGGGUGUAGGAAAUAAGAUCUGAACUCAGGGUACAGGGUGUGUUUAAAAUUGCCCCAGGUGUGCUGUGUGAGAGGCUUUGUGCAAGAUUGUGCUUUCAUCAUUCUAGAUAGAACUCCUUCACUGAGACUAGGACAUGGAGGCCACGCCUCCUUCACUGAGACUGGGACACGGAGGCCACGCCUCCUUCACUGAGACUGGGACACGGAGGCCAUGCCUCCUUCACUGAGACUGGGACACGGAGGCCAAACCUUCUUCAUUGGGACACAGAGGCCACACCUUCAGAGACUGACACCUAUAGACCACGCCUCCUUCACUGGGACACGGAGGCCACGCCUCCUUCACUGAGACUGGGACACGGAGGCCAUGCCUCCUUCACUGAGACUGGGACACGGAGGCCAAACCUUCUUCAUUGGGACAUAGAGGCCACACCUUCAGAGACUGACACCUAUAGAUCACGCCUCCUUCACUGGGACACAGAGGCCACACCUCCUUCACUGGGACACAGAGGCCACGCCUCUUUUAUGUUUUGUGUUGAUUGCAACAAACACAAUCAAAACAUCACACAUUAUUUGUUCAGUAUUUUGUUAAGAAAACAACACGACCGUUUGAACACUUCAGCCUCAGUAUGCUGUAAUAUCUGGUGCAUCACUCAGUGAUUAUAUUAAUAUAGAAUUCACUGACUUUAUUUCUGUCUGUAGAACAUUUCAGGACACAAGUAUGAUUACUGACCAACAUUCACAGUAUGUCCAGUUCAUUCAAUGAGUCAGAUCAUUUGACUCAUCUCAGCAACAGAGUCGACAAUUUCGGCUCUCAAACGACUCUUUUUUUUUUAUUUUCUGACUGAGACGGUUUCAUGUAAUUUGUCUGUAGAAGUGUUUUAAAUAAAUGACAGUGUUCUUGAUCAACAAUCAUAUUGUCCAUUAGUACGCUAACUAAAUCUUCUUACAAAUGUCUCUAAACAACAAGAAGCAUGUGGAGAAGGCCAUGGCUUUGUAGGUGAGGUCACAUGGCUUUGUAGGCGAGGUCACAUGGCUUUGUAGGCGAGGUCACAUGGCUUUGU